Molecule: messenger RNA, 485 nt
Organism: Vespula vulgaris
Lineage: Eukaryota; Metazoa; Arthropoda; Insecta; Hymenoptera; Vespidae
Exons: 3
Coding region: 48-485 (145 amino acids)
Biological process (GO): sensory perception of smell
Cellular component (GO): membrane
Molecular function (GO): odorant binding; olfactory receptor activity
Source: RefSeq, a predicted model, not a curated record
UUAUAAUUCUUCUAUAUUAUUUUAAAUCUGUUUUACCGAAUGUACUAAUGGUUAUGACAAAUUCUUCGGUGGAAUAUAAAUUACCUUAUAAAAUAAAACCAUUAUUAAAGCCGCACGAUGCAAAAAGUUAUGCUUUUGGUUGCAUACAUGAAUUCUUACGUACAAUAAUGGUCAUUUCCGGAUACGUCGGAACUGAUUGUUUGGUGACUUGUACCGGUUUUCAUCUUACCGGUCAAUUAGCAAUAUUUAACUUUAGAGUGAAGGAUGUUUUAAAUGAUUCUUAUGGUUCACGACGUGGAAUUCAGAAAAUUGUUCUUCGACAUCAUCGUAUAAUAAGAUUAGCGGAUAUAUUAGAGGAUAGUUUUAACAUUGUUAUUGGUCAACAAUUAUUAGGGACAACGGUACAACUUUGUAUCUCGAGUUAUCAAAUGCUCUCUGUACGUAUAUAUCACUCGAAUCGAAUCACAUUUAUUUCUAAUAAAUAA